This is a messenger RNA of Heterostelium album PN500, 735 nucleotides long. Its product is annotated as WH2 domain-containing protein. The transcript has 2 exons. Bases 1 to 735 code for a protein of 244 amino acids. NCBI's taxonomy places the organism in Eukaryota, Evosea, Eumycetozoa, Acytosteliales, Acytosteliaceae. The record is from RefSeq and is a predicted model, not a curated record.
AUGCAACCUCAAGAUGAAUUAUAUGAUGGAUCUGAAAGAUGGAGAUUUCCUUCUACCAACGAAUUUCCAGAACCACCAGCAUUUAAAGGAUCUAUAAAGGUGUACCCGAGUGGAAAGAGCACUGGUACCACCUUGAAGGUGCCAGUAAAGACAACGGCACCACCAGCAGCACGUCCAAUCUCGAUGGCUCCUCAGCCACCAAUGGUUCGUCCACCACCUCCUCAACCGGGAGGACCACCACCCGCUCAACCACAACGUCCACCACCUCCUCAUCCCGGUGGACAACCUCACGUUCCACCAUCGCAACCACCACGUCCACCCCCUGGCGUACCACGUCAACCUCCACCUCACACACCAGGUGGCGGACCUCCUGUACCACCAGGCAAUCGUCCACCUCCACCAGGUGCACCACGUCCACCACCUUCUACACCGGGAGGACCACCUCCCAUUCCAGGAAGUUCGCGUCCUCCUCCCGUUCCAGGUGGACCACGUCCUCCACACCCAGGCGGACCCCCAAGUCUGCCAGGCGGUCCACGUCCAGUAAGCGUCAACCAAGGUGGCGGUGCUCCACCCAAGCCAGAGCGUCCUGUCUCACUGCGUCCCGGACCACCACCAGUACCAGGUGCAGGAGGUGCUAAAGUGCCACCUCGUCCACCACCCUCAAUGAAUGGAGGUCCCAACGGUACACCACCACCAAAACCAGGUCGUCCAACACCACCACUGCCACCACGUUAA